AUGAAGGGUGAAGCAGGUGAAAUAAUUACAUCCUUGCUGCCAGGACAGAAAGGUGACCCAGGAUUUCCAGGUCUUCCAGGGAUACCUGGCCCCCCUGGCUCCGUGGGAAUACCAGGUCCAGUUGGCCCUCUAGGGCCCCCAGGUUUGACGGGACCUCCUGGUCCACCAGGGCCGCCAGGACCCAAGGGUAAUAUGGGUUUGAAUUUCCAAGGACCCAAAGGUGAAAAAGGUGAACAAGGUCUUCAGGGACCUCCAGGGCCACCAGGACAAAUUGGAGAACAGAAAAGACCCAAUGACAUUGAGUUUCAGAAAGGAGAUCAGGGUAUUCCAGGUGAUCCAGGCCCACCAGGAUUUCCUGGGCCUCCAGGCCCUCCUGGUCUUCCCGGUGGUGUGAAAGGUGAAAAAGGUGAGCAAGGAGAACCAGGCAAAAGAGGAAAGCCUGGCAAAGAUGGAGAACCUGGUCAACCUGGUAGGGAUGGUUUACCUGGUGGGCCUGGAAUAAAUGGUGCUCCAGGAAGAGAUGGUGAAAAGGGUGAAAAAGGUGACAUGGGUCCCCCUGGUCCUCCUGGAAUUGUUGUUCCAAGACCAGGCAUUGAUGCAACAGUGGGACCAAAAGGUAGCAAAGGAUUGCCAGGACUUCCAGGAGCCAAAGGGGACCGUGGAUUCUCUGGUAGGCCAGGCCCACCUGGCUUGCCAGGAUCUCCAGGGAUCACUACUGUUGGACCUCCUGGCCCACCUGGCUUACCUGGUGAGAGAGGACAGAAGGGAGAUCCAGGUUUACCUGGGAUUUCUAUUCCUGGGCAACCAGGAGUUGAGGGACCACGAGGACCGCCAGGACCACCAGGUCCCCCAGGGCCACCUGCACCAUCUGUUGCUCCUGGUGAAGGGUUAUGUGAGCAAGGGCCACCAGGUCCUCCAGGAGUUCCAGGACAACAAGGUUUUACAGGGGAGCGAGGCCAAAAAGGUGACCGAGGAGACACAUGCUUCAACUGCAUAGGAACUGGAGUAACUGGUCCUCCUGGGGAGAGGGGACCACCAGGACCUCCUGGUAGUCCAGGUUCUCCUGGUUUUCCUGGACCAAAAGGUGAAAAGGGGCUUCCUGGAUUAACUGGCCUUGUAGGGCCACCAGGCUUCCCAGGCACCCCAGGUGCUCCUGGUAGACCUGGUCCUAAAGGUGACCCAGGGGAUGUCCUGACUUCUCCAAGAUUGAAAGGUGACAAAGGAGACCCUGGCUUCCCAGGACCUCCAGGUCUCCCUGGCAUAGAUGGCACUCCUGGACGAGAUGGACUGCCAGGUUUGCCUGGCCCUAAGGGGGAACCUGGCAGUGUUGCAUUCAAAGGAGAAAUGGGUAUUCCAGGUGACCCAGGGAUACCAGGUCUUCCUGGUGAAAAAGGGCUUCCUGGACCUCCUGGUUUUGGUCCACAAGGCUCACCUGGUGAAAAGGGCAUCCAAGGUGUAUCUGGCCGUCCAGGGCCUCCUGGUGUCCCGGGUCCAAAAGGUGACCCUGGCCAGACUAUUACAGAACCAGGAGUUCCUGGUCCCCCUGGUCCUCCAGGAAGAAUUGGUGAUCCAGGUCUUCCAGGAGAUCCUGGUCAGCCAGGUCAGCGUGGUUUACCUGGCAUCCCAGGUGCAAAGGGAGAGCCAGGUAUUCCUGGCAUUGGACUUCCAGGUCCACCAGGCCCAAAGGGUUUCCCAGGGACUCCAGGCCCGCCCGGAGCUCCAGGAACUCCAGGUCGCCCUGGGCUGGAUGGACCUCCUGGACCACCUGGUUUCCCAGGAGAGAAGGGAGAGCGUGGAUUUGGAGUUCCAGGACCACCUGGGCCCCCAGGACCCCCAGGCAUAAAAGGAGUUCAAGGACCUAAAGGUGAUCCUGGUUUCCCAGGAAACCCUGGUCUACCAGGCCGGGCAGGAUUUGAUGGAACCCCAGGGCCCAAAGGUGACCCUGGACCAAGUGGACCACCAGGACUUCCAGGCCCACCAGGCAUCCCUGGCAUUGGUGGCCAAGGUCCUCCUGGAUCUCCAGGACCUCCAGGUCCUGUUGGCCCCCCAGGUCCCCCAGGGCUGCAAGGCAUUCCAGGGGAGAAAGGGGAUCCAGGUCCUCCAGGCUUCGAUAUUCCAGGUCCUCCAGGUGACCAAGGAGCUCCAGGAUAUCCAGGACCCCCUGGACUACCAGGGCCUCAGGGUUCACCUGGGCCCCCUGGCAGGGAUGGAAUACCUGGAUUUCCAGGUGCCAAAGGUGAGAUGGGUGUCAUGGGAGCUCCUGGUCCUCCGGGGCCUCCAGGAACUCCUGGAAGAAAUGGUCUGCCUGGCUUGAAAGGUAAUAGUGGAUUACCUGGUCCACCAGGACCUCCUGGACCAGUGGGGCAGAAAGGCAUCAAAGGUGAAGCAGGUCUGCCAGGUCCACCAGGAACACUUGAUCCCAAACAGCUGGGAGCAAAAGGAGAAAAAGGCGAGCCGGGUGUUCCAGGUGUUCCUGGUUUAUCAGGCCAGAAAGGUUAUCAAGGUCUCCCAGGUGACCCAGGCCCACCAGGACUUAGUGGCCCACCAGGUGUGCCAGGAUUGCCAGGCAUCAAGGGAGACAUGGGGCUUCCUGGGCAGCCAGGACCAACAGGACCUCCAGGAUUAAAAGGAGCUAUGGGAGAGAUGGGCCUUCCAGGUCCCCCUGGGCUUAAAGGCAACCAAGGACUGGCAGGACGUCCAGGGCAGCCUGGGCCUGCAGGAUUUCCUGGACUGAAAGGGGAGAAAGGUGACCCUGGUCUUUCAGGCAUUGGUAUUCCUGGUCCCCCUGGACCAAAGGGAGAUCUUGGCUUGCCUGGAUACCCAGGCAGUCCAGGUGCAAAAGGUAUAGCUGGAAAUCCUGGUUUGCCUGGAUUUCCAGGCAGUCCAGGUGCAAAAGGAGAACCAGGCCUUCCUGGAUUCCCAGGAACACCAGGAAUUCCAGGACCAAAAGGUAUUGAGGGCCCUCCAGGUAAUCCUGGCCUGCCUGGACCACCUGGGCCAGUAGGUGAUAUUGGUCGUCCUGGCCCUCCUGGUCCUUCAGGGGAAAAGGGACAGCCUGGUCGAGAUGGUAUCCCUGGACCAGCGGGUCAGAAGGGUGAACCAGGUCUACCAGGUUUUGGGCGUCCAGGACCCCCAGGACUCCCAGGAUUGUCAGGGCAAAAAGGAGAAUUGGGAUUACCUGGUCCACCGGGACCCCCUGGACUUCAAGGCCCGAAGGGAGAACCAGGUUUCCAGGGAUUCCCUGGUCUGCAGGGUCCACCAGGUCCACCAGGAAUACCAGGGCCACCUCUGGAAGGUCCUAAAGGUAGCCCUGGCCCACCAGGUGUUCCAGGAAGGCCAGGGCCUCCAGGUCCACCAGGCCCAGAAGGUCCACGAGGGCCACCAGGCAGUGGAGGACUUAAAGGGGAAAAAGGGAACCCAGGUCCACCUGGUCCACCUGGCCUGACUGGUCCAAAGGGAGAUCAAGGACCACCUGGACGCCAGGGGGAUCCUGGGCGUCCAGGUCUGAAUGGAAUGAAGGGUGACCCCGGGGUUCCAGGCGUUCCAGGAUUCCCAGGUAUGAAGGGUCCCACUGGACCUGCAGGACCCGCUGGCCUCAUGGGCAGCCAGGGACUGCCAGGCCCACCAGGUCCACCAGGUUUACCAGGUACCAUUGGACGAAGUGUUGUUGUCAAAGGUGAUCCUGGUUCCCCAGGUCCUCCAGGACAGCCUGGCUCCAAAGGGCCACCUGGAUUGCCAGGGCCACAGGGAUUGCCAGGUCCAAUUGGUCUUCCUGGUGACCCAGGGAGAGAUGGACUUCCUGGUUUUGAUGGUCCAGCAGGACGAAAAGGAGAGAGAGGUCUUCCAGGCCAACCAGGUUCACGAGGAGUACAAGGACCUCCUGGUCCUGAUGGUUUACAAGGCCCACCUGGUCUUCCUGGAACAGCUUCUGUUGCUCAUGGAUUCCUUAUAACUCGGCACAGCCAGACCAGGGAUACACCACUAUGUCCACAAGGAACAGCAAGAAUAUAUGAUGGAUUCUCUCUUCUGUAUGUGCAAGGAAAUGAGAGAGCACAUGGCCAGGAUUUGGGUACUGCUGGGAGCUGUCUUAGACGUUUCAGCACCAUGCCCUUCAUGUUCUGCAACAUCAACAAUGUUUGUAACUUUGCAUCAAGGAAUGACUACUCCUACUGGCUGUCAACCCCCGAGUCGAUGCCGAUGAGCAUGGAGCCACUGACUGGGCCAAGCAUCCAGCCCUUCAUCAGCCGGUGUGUUGUCUGUGAAGCUCCUGCUAUGGUGAUAGCUGUCCACAGCCAGACCAUUCAGAUCCCUUCAUGUCCUCCAGGCUGGGACUCCCUCUGGAUUGGUUACUCUUUCAUGAUGCACACAAGUGCUGGAGCAGAGGGCUCUGGGCAGGCCUUGGCCUCUCCUGGCUCCUGUUUGGAAGAGUUCCGCUCAGCGCCGUUCAUCGAAUGCCAUGGCCGGGGCACCUGCAAUUACUAUGCCAAUUCCUACAGCUUCUGGCUGGCAACUGUAGAGGUGUCAGAAAUGUUCAGCAAACCUCAGUCUGAGACACUGAAAGCUGGAGACUUGAGGACGCGGAUUAGUCGUUGUCAAGUUUGCAUGAAGAAGACGUAACAUCUUGGAGAAUGUUUUAUAAAACAGUUGAAAAUUCCUAAGAUGCACUGUCUUCCAGCUGCAACAAUGGUGCUACUGUGCAGAAAGAAAAGAAAAAACAAAUCCAAACUGUUUUUACCAUGCAAAUUCAAGUGUACCUCACUCAUGUGCCAAACUAAGGGUUGUUCAGUAUGUAUUUGACAACAGGACUAAGAUGAAAGAAUUGACCUCUUGGAAACAGAAAAGAACACUUGAGGUUCACCAAGGAUCAGAAGAUGAAUUUUUUCAUUUCUCUCCCUGUACCAAAAUGGCACCUUUUUGAUCAACCAAGAGAAUUGAGAAGAACACGACGCACUGAGUAUGUUUAAAAUAACAAGACUGCAGUUUUGAAAAACAUUUUUCAUGGUGCUACUAACCCUACUGUAUUUUUAAUAUGAAAUUUUAAGCUUAUUUCUCUUUGUAAGUAAUGAAAUGUGUAUAUUGUGUAAACACCUUUUUAAUCUAAACUUUCAGUCAUCUAGAAACAAACCAGACUGAUAUAAAAAUUCUUAUGUCUAAAAUUAAAAGAUAAGACAGUAUUUUAUUAUGAAACUUGUGGUACAGAGAGAAUUUACCCCUCUUAUGCCAAUUUAUUCAUUUAAUUUUUCAUUUCCUUCUCAGUUGCCAACCUGAUAUAUUUGGGGAAUGCACAAUUAUUCUGAAGUAAUUUUGAUCAGGGUUUUAAAUGUUUUACACCAUACUAGCAGUGGUUUUAUUUGUGCUUAGAAAACCCAAUCCACUUGAAAAGGGGUUUUUUAUCUUGUGAAAAUAUGUGAAAUUAUUAGCCAUAUUCUAUAUCCUUCUUUUAAGAAUACAAGUCACAUUCACAUUUUAGUAAUCAGUUUGGUUUAACCAAACCUGUCCUUUGGGAAUAUCCAGUUACCAAAGCAUUUAGGGUGAUGCUUACAUGAAACUUCACCACUGAAGUGGUGUCAUAUGUUUUAUCCAGAAUAGUAUACACACUAAGAAACCUUCUGAAUAAAAUAAAGCAUAAGCUGGUGGAAACCUUCCUAUUUACAAAUUUAUCUUUUAAUCUUAUGUGAAUUUAUACACAUCCACAAUGUAUUCACAGUAUACAGCAACUCCUGUGUAUGUAUAGUUCACAUAAGGCCUUGAAAGAUGGUGCAUGCAGUCUUUCUGAUGUCAGUUUGUAAGAAUCCUCCUAUGUAUGUCUAAAGAGUGUCACUACUUGUGCAAUAGCUGAAAAGUGAUCACUUUUGUAUGCAUGACUGUUCAGCUUCUAUGGUCAGAGCGUUUCAUUUACCCUCGUGUAUAAACAGCUCCCUGGCAAUGCAGGACUCUGUCAAGUGACAAUACCUUCAUAUUUUCAUUGUAUAUUGCCACCUCGACUUUCAAUACAACCUAACUUGUGAA
Messenger RNA from Melospiza georgiana, 6009 nucleotides. RefSeq names its product collagen type IV alpha 5 chain (gene COL4A5). The transcript has 46 exons. The record is from RefSeq and is a predicted model, not a curated record. Gene Ontology annotation, cellular component: basement membrane; collagen trimer. Lineage: Eukaryota; Metazoa; Chordata; Aves; Passeriformes; Passerellidae. Bases 1 to 4617 code for a protein of 1538 amino acids. Gene Ontology annotation, molecular function: extracellular matrix structural constituent.